Closterium sp. NIES-65 is the source of this 651-nucleotide messenger RNA. The record is from the annotation of a GenBank genome assembly. Lineage: Eukaryota; Viridiplantae; Streptophyta; Zygnematophyceae; Desmidiales; Closteriaceae.
AUGGCGUUGUGCCUGCGAGGAGGCCUUUCUGCUGUCACUGUUUCCGUCGAUCUCGCAAGAUAUGAGCCUGCCAAUCGCCUCUUCUCGUCUCACCAGCGGCUGCAUUCCUCACGAAUCUGCAGAACUCACCUGCCGAAUCCCCUGAGAAGUCGCCUGAUGAGCCACGCGACAGGUCAGCGCACGGCCAGCUGGGUCAGAAACGGUUUCAUGACUGAAACGGGGGGUGGAGAGUGGGACGAGGAGGACGAAGAGGAAUUCGACGAAGACGAGGAGGAGCAUUGGGAAGAGGAAGAGGAGGAGGUGGAGGAGAGGGUGGAGACGGUCCAAGUUCAGGCGAGGUUGUAUGAAGAUUCCUCGGGAUACAGCGAAGGAGAUGAGCAGGAGGCCAAGGCUCAUGCGGCGCAUCAGGCGGAAGAAGAGAAGAAGCAGGAGAACCAGCAUCAACAGCCGCUGCAGUGGUUGGCGGAAGGAGCUGCUGCUGCGUUAAAGGGAGCUGUGGAGGGAGGUGUUGUGGCUGCUGCGGUGGGGGCUGUGCUUGAGGCGAGUCAGUCCGCGGAGGAGCAUUCGGAGAGUGAUGCGCGGGAGAAGGGCGAGGAGUAUUCCGCCACCAUGCAGGUCGCCAUGGGGAACACAGGUGCGUGUUUAGCCUGA